CAUGUCACACCAUGGCGCCGUUCUCCCGCAUGCAGCUCAGGUGUCCGCCGCAUCGCCACGCGCCCAACCCACGUGUCACCUCACCCCGCGCACGCACCGCUCUUCUCUAUAUAGCUAGAGCCAAGGGCAUCGUACCGAGUUCGCCAUCAGACCGCCGCUGCUCGGGCUCGCCAGAUCAGAAGCCUUGUCGUCGUCUCCCUCGACCUCCACCGCCCGAGCUCGCCAUGGUCACGACGGCGUCGGCGCGCGCGCACCAGCAGCACGGCGGGAAGCAGCAGCAGUACCAGCCGCUGCGGCGCAUUGAGGGGCUGAGCCUGAGGUCCGCGCUCCGCAGCGACCCGCGCGUCCCCGCGCUGGCCGCGGCCGCGCUCCUCGUCCCGCUCGGCGCCGCGCUGCUGGCCCUCUCCGGCCUCUUCCUGCUGGCCACGCUCGCCGGCGUCGCGCUCUCGGCGCCGCUCAUCCUGCUCUUCAGUCCGGUUCUCGUGCCCGCCGCCCUCGGGGCCGCGCUGGCCGUCGCUGGGCUCGCCGCCGCUGGCGCGCUCGCCGUCUCGGGGCUCUCGGCGCUCGUCUGGGUCGUGGGGUACGUCCAGAGGGGCCUGGCGCAGGGCGACUCCGGCCGGGUGGGCGGAAUGGUGGUGCAGCCGUUGGACAGCGGGAAGCGGCACGGCAGACAGGGGGCGCCGGCCUUCGUCGGGCACAGAGUCGGGGACGAGGCCGUGGACGCUCUGGGCACCACCAAAGCGCGGGACGUCGCCAGCACCUAACUAGAGCAGCACGGGUGAAUGUAUGGACUUGCGCGUCGUGCGUAUGCGUUUGAUUUGUCGAAAUCUGAUGUGCGUAUGCGUUUUCAUAGUUUCAUACUACUCUAGUUGAUCUGCGGAGAUGUAGAAUAAAGAGUAUCAUUGGUAAUAGAACAUCAAUAAUGUGCGGACGAGUAA
Molecule: messenger RNA, 938 nt
Organism: Triticum aestivum (bread wheat)
Lineage: Eukaryota; Viridiplantae; Streptophyta; Magnoliopsida; Poales; Poaceae
Product: oleosin H1
Exons: 1
Coding region: 12-764 (250 amino acids)
Biological process (GO): seed oilbody biogenesis; lipid storage; response to freezing
Cellular component (GO): monolayer-surrounded lipid storage body; membrane
Source: RefSeq, a predicted model, not a curated record